AGCCCGUCACCUAGCACAAUGACAACACCAAGCUGCCUGCCCAACAACAACUUGCUUGCCCAGCACCACGCCUCAAGCGCACAAGAAACCCCCACUCGCACGACCAACGCUGCCGUCGCCUUUCAGAUUAGACAUCGCAUCGACAAGCCCGUCGCUGUCCGCCAGACCUGCAUCCUUGCGCCAUGUUCCCUUGCGCCCAGCGCGGCUGAUUUGCUCCGUUGAGCUGGCCUGCUGACGACACAGCAGUCUUCCCGUCGACUCCAGGUCGCGCGAGCACGCCCGCAGGCUCACCUCUUUUACGCCAUUCGUUCCACCUCGCGUGUUCUUCAUCAUGGCCGCAGCCAGCCCCCAGGGCGCUGAGAGCACAAUGACUGCGCCCGAAAGCCUCGACCUACAGAUCAUGUCGCCCUCGGCCGGCGUACCCCAGCCCUGGUUGAUUCGAGGCAUCCCCACCAACACCAGUGUCCGCCAGCUCAAGGAGCGGUUACGCAACGUCCUUGCGGCGAGGCCAGCUGACAAUGCGCAACGCCUCAUCCACCGAGGUCGCUUGCUCGCCCGCGACGAUGACACCUUGUUGGAUGUCUUUGGUGUCGAUGCUAUCCGCUCUGCCGAGCAUCAAACACUCCAUCUCGUACUGAGGGAACCAAUGGAUGCGCAACCGGCUCCCGCACUCAAUCCGGCAGCCUCCGGUGCCGCACCUGACAAUGCUCCCCCGCAAGGGCACGCGACAGCUCAAAUGCCAGCUUUUGGUCCACAGCCAGUCGGUGUGAAUGGGAAUCAGACUCAGGCGCAACCAGCGAACAAUGUCCACAAUCAGCCUCUCCCUCAGCACAAUAUCCCUUUUGGUGUUGCGCCUCAGGUCCAAGUGCGAAUUGGGCAUGGGCCAUGGCCACCAAUCCCAACCAUCCCCCAUGCGCCAGCGUCCGGGGUCCCUCACUUGCCCAUGCAUGGCAUGCCACCCGUAGGCCAGGCGGCUGGUCUGCCGCCAGGGUACACGCCGCAACAGUUUGCCCAGCACCAACUGCAAUGGAUGGCCACCAUGAACGCGCAGAUGGGACAGAGGAGGAUGGAGGAGCUCCUAGCCCAGAACCGGGGAAGGCAAGGCCCCCAUACGGCUCACGAAGGUAUCAUUCCUGGAGCAACAGGAAGUCCAGCGCCUGCGGCGUCUGUGAGGACAUCCUCUCCAUACCAACAAGAUGCUACGCGAACUGUCAUUCGUGAAGGAGUCGGUCCCAACGGCCAACAGUGGCGUGUUGUAAUGAAUGAGACGGUUCCCAACCCCCUGAUGCGGAACGCAAGGACAAGCUCGCCAUUUUCGCGCCCGGAUAUGCAGCACGGCUUCCAACCACCUGGUGCUAGUAACAACGUUCCCCAGCAGCCGCGAUCGGUUCCGCCUAGUGGAGGACCUUUCACUGGAAACGAUGUCCAGAGCAUCCUCCAUCAAGCAGAUGUCAAUCAGGCAACCAGGACACUGACUGAUGCUAUGCGCCGGAAUGCGAGCACUUCGUCGUUAGCAACUCUGGCCAGCAAUCAUUCAGCCCAUCCUAUUCCACCUGGUGUCACCGUACCAUCGCGGACUGCGAGCGCCGCCGGCACCCCUGAUCCAUUGCGAGCGGCUGGUUUCACGAGGCCCAUGUUCGCGGUUCCUCCCCCGCCGUUGCCUCAAGCCGCACCAGCGGCAAGAAACCCCGAGGUUUACAUACUCUCGUCCCCUUCAGGGCCACGCGCUCUGCUCGUCAACAGCGACCAACAGACAUAUUAUACGCCUCAGGGACGUAGGGCAUCGCCUUUUGCAGGAGGGGCGGGCAUAGCAGCAGCGUUGUCACCAUUCUCUGGUGCAAUCCCAACCCCAUUAACUCAACAAGUUGGGAACCCGUUUGCCCCGGCGGCACACGGUACACCAGGCCCCCAGACUCCUCAUGUACAGAAUGAUCAGCUUCAAGGGCUACCUGGUGCCGCAGUCCCCCAACAAGCAGCUCCCCAACUAGACAAUGUUGUAGCUCAAGCUGGUGUCGCGCAGCCAGGUGUUCAAGCCCAAGAGAUCCGCAUGAUACCAAUCUGGCCUCAUGUAUGGAUGAUAAUCCGACUUGUACUAUUUGUCUGGUGGUUCACUACCCCGGAGUCGAGCUGGUCCCGCUGGAUCACAGUCAUCUCUAUUGCAGUUGGCUUAUUUCUCGCCAACACAGGAAUACUGAACCCACUGAUAGAGCAAUUCUGGGUUCCUCUGCGAGGACACAUCGAAAACCUCAUGCCGUUGGCAGACAAUCAUGGCAGACCGCGCCCUGCUCGAAACCCUGUGGGAGGCGCUGAUGCCAACGGAAAUGUCGGACGAGCGCGUGAGCCCAACCCGGCGGAUACAGCGGCCAGGCUCGUGGAACAGCGGCGCAAUGCGAACGCGAACUGGUUGCUGGAUAUUGUUCGUAGACUGGAACGUGCUGGCCUCAUUUUUCUUGCCAGCAUUGCGCCAGGUAUUGCUGAAAGACACAUCGAGCAUUUGGAGGCAGAAGCUCGGGCAGAGCGGCAACGUGUGGAAGCGGAAGCGGCGGCGGCGGCAGAAGCAGCCCAGACAGCUGCACAGGCACCGCCCGACGCUCAAGAAUCUACUGAGCAAGUCUCAGGUGAUAGCGAGGCGCCGGACACGGAUGCGCAACCAGAAGAUGCAGCCGGUGCAAGCAACGAUUUCCAGCCUGCUUCCGCGUCGGCGGGAGAAGUUCGGCAACGGCCUGUUCAUGCAACGGAUGAGCAGUAGAGGCAGCAUCCAUGCUUCCUCAGCAGGACCGGCUUCCUGAAUAAUGGAAUCAAGACAAAGAACCGAUGGGACCAUUGCCAGAAACGAUGACGCGGGAUUUGAAACAUGUACUUAUGAUUGUUGAUUGAGCAAGAACACAUAAAUGCGCGGCGAUAGACGUUCACUUGGGCGAAGUUUAGCGAUCAUCGUACA
Molecule: messenger RNA, 2941 nt
Organism: Microdochium trichocladiopsis
Lineage: Eukaryota; Fungi; Ascomycota; Sordariomycetes; Xylariales; Microdochiaceae
Exons: 2
Coding region: 332-2749 (805 amino acids)
Biological process (GO): endoplasmic reticulum unfolded protein response
Source: RefSeq, a predicted model, not a curated record